Molecule: messenger RNA, 2502 nt
Organism: Emericellopsis cladophorae
Lineage: Eukaryota; Fungi; Ascomycota; Sordariomycetes; Hypocreales; Bionectriaceae
Exons: 2
Coding region: 1-2502 (833 amino acids)
Source: RefSeq, a predicted model, not a curated record
AUGAGCCAGUCGCAAAACGGGUGGAAUAUGGACCGCCCCAGAGCAGGCUCUGUCAAGCGCGCCCGGGAGCAAGCGGCCACGGCCCAGGGAAGAGCGCCUCGCAGGCCGCCACCGCCGCCGUCGUCAGCGACGCCCACGAUGCCGGCCGCGACGCCGUUGGAGGAUGGCUCCUCCUCACCCCGGGGCUAUCUCAGCCCACCGCCUCGUCGCCACAUGCCUCCGCCCUCGCAACCGCCGCCCACCAUACAGCUCCCCCCAGCACCCCCGUCACGAGCCAGAGUGCCGCCUGGAUCCGAGGGGAAGAGUGGCAUCUCGAGGCCCUCCCAGGCGCCUCAGUGGCCGCUACCACCAGGCUCCCCCCUCACCCCUGUUAACAACAAGAGCAGCAGCAGUACCAGCAACAGCAACAACUACCAAAAUGAUUAUUUUCAGCCUCGUCAACCUGACCGACCAACACAAGCCCCUCCCAGGCCGCUCCAAGCGCCGGCCCGACCCGCUCGCCCCAGUCGCAUCCCUUCGAUGGUGGACAAGACCGGGCCUCAAGAGCCAACACCCGUCUUUCGGAACCCCCAGCAGGCGUCAGACUCACAGGAUGUGAUGGAGCAGGGACUGUCGCCACCAAUGUCCGCUACGCCAGCCACCCCGAUCUCGAGACUGACAACGUCGUCUGUCGGCAGCAUACCCGAGUUCCCAACACCCGGAGCCAGCACCCGCGCCAGCCAGGAGCCCCCGGCGCAGCAGAUGCCCAUGCCCCCGCGACGAAGCGUCAAUCUGGGGCCGCCGCCUGCCGGUCGACGCGGGCCCUCUUCGUACUAUUCCAACGCUACUUUUGUCUCGCCCAUUCCCGAGGAGAGUACACGGUCACACGGCUCGUAUGCCUCGAGCGCGGCGAUACCCGGCGUCUGGAACCCGGCCUCACCCCUGACCCCCACUACGUACGACCAUAGCUACACGGACUCGUACUACGACGACUCGGUGACGGACAAGAGCCGGGACUCGCAAGGCGACGACUUUGGCGACGAGAGCAAGCUGGUGCGCAGCGCGAGUGUCGGCAAAAAGGGCAAGGCGGCUCUGGUGGAUAACAAACCAGGUGCCACUACGUCGGGAGCGUCCACCGAGGCGGCAUCAGCUGCUGCGCCCGCGCGACCAUUGGCGCAACCCGUGCAGCCAUUCGCCACUGGCACUGGCUACAUUGAGGACAGCACCAGUUCGGAGACGAUCCGCACAGCGCAAAGGAGCAAGGAAGCACAGCCGACUGUCGAAAAAGAACCACAGCUCUUGAUGCCCGUCGCAUACAAUGCCACGCCGCCUCUCCGGAGCCCUUCGGCAUCCCCAUUGCCCGUCCCUGAGCGCUCCUGGUCGAAGCGCAUAUCGGGCAUCAAGCGCCCACCCAACCUGGACAUUGACGCUGUCCGCGCCGCCGAGGCCAGGGGCAGCAUCACCAGCCUACCUGACCUCAUCAAGCGCGCGACAAGGCUGGCCGCCAUGAUCGAGAGGGGCAAGCGCCCAGCCAGUCGAUUCGAGAACUUUACUGACUACCUCGACAAGCCGCGCGGCGGCGACGGCGACGGCGACGGCGAUUCUUCCUUCAACGACCGCCACCAGUCCGGUCUGUCCGACAUGCUCGCGGCGUUCCCCCCGCCGGGACACCAGCAAAGGACGUCGCCCAACGGGCAAGCCCGUCGCAGUAGGACCUCCUGGUUCCGCAACACGUCUUGGCCCCUGAUUCCUGGCGCCAAGGACGACCAAGGACAACACGACGGUGCACACAACGAAGUGGGUCCGCCAGGAGCAACAGCAGCAGCAACGGCAGAGAAACCUCGACCCGUCCGUCGCAAGUGCUGCGGCAUGCCCCCCUGGGCCUUUGUGCUCCUGAUGAUCCUCCUCCUCUGCGCCAUCGCGGCCGCCAUUGUCGUGCCGCUGCAGUUCUUCGUCUUCAAGACGCUCGGGAACCACCCGACGCCCCUGUCCGCGCUCGACCAGUGCAAGGCCGACCUUGUCUGCCGGAACGGCGGGACCAACGUGCUCUCCCAGGGGACGUGCGCGUGCAUCUGUACCAACGGCUUCACUGGCGCCGACUGCGGCGCCCAGGAAGAGAUUGUGGACGACAGCGACGAGUUGGACGAGGCCACGGGUGUCGCGUCCCGGUCUGAAGCGUCGUCCAAAGAGGAUGAGUUGACGUUUGACGUGACCGAGGAGGUGCUCGACUUUGCACGCGUCGCGGUCCUGUACAUCCUGCAGGAAGCGGCGGCGAGCGACGCCGAGGCAGCACAGACCAGUCUCCAGCGGUUUUUUAGCGGUGGGCAGGCUAUACCGUCGGCCAUUUCGCAGAAGGAUGCGCAAAAUGUGACGGUGGGCGCCAAGGACCACACUGUCAACCUGGUGGACUUUGGCAUCGACUUGGGGGAUGGAGUGGUCGGCAAGGCAUCCUCGUCCAAGAGUCGGAGGACGAUACGUCGCACAAGCAGUAGGAGCAGUCAUUCUCGGCAUUUUGGGUUAUGA